Salvia hispanica is the source of this 448-nucleotide messenger RNA. The record is from RefSeq and is a predicted model, not a curated record. Lineage: Eukaryota; Viridiplantae; Streptophyta; Magnoliopsida; Lamiales; Lamiaceae.
UUUUGGGAGAAACAGGGAAAAUGUCUGCCAGUGAUCCAAAUUCUGCUAUCUAUGUGACUGAUUCUGCUAAGGACAUAAAGAACAAGAUAAACAGAUAUGCUUUCUCUGGUGGGCAAGAUUCUGUAGAGAAUCACCGAAAAUUUGGGGCAAAUCUUGAGAUAUACCCUUUAAAUACCUUGGCUUUUUCUUGGAGGACGAUAAUGAACUUGAGCACAUCCGAACAGAAGGAAUAUGGUUCAGGCCGUAUGCUUACUGGAGAAGUUAAGAAACGCCUCACUGAAGUUUUAACGGAGCUAGUUGAAAGACACCGCAGGGCCAGAGCUGCUGUGACUAACGACAUGGUCGAUGCAUUCAUGGCGGUCCGUCCACUUCCCAACAUGUUUAACUAAACUUUUAGAAUUUUCUUUACCAUCAUUGGAACACACUUUAAUUUUCUUUAGUAAAUCGC